AUGAAUAUGUUGGAUGAUGAAGAUGACCAAAGCUUUCACGCUACGCGUGACGGCUACUCCCAUUUGAGCGAUGUCGAAUGGGAUGCGGUUGAACGAAUGGGUUCGACCAUGGGCAUCCAUGCUGUUAGCGUCAUGCUAGAGGCUCUCAAUAGAGAUGCCCAACAUGCUACUAUCGCCAAGUUCAUUCAAAAUGAACUUGACGCAGAACGCUGA
Messenger RNA from Peronospora matthiolae, 213 nucleotides. Lineage: Eukaryota; Oomycota; Peronosporomycetes; Peronosporales; Peronosporaceae. The record is from the annotation of a GenBank genome assembly.